Molecule: messenger RNA, 1029 nt
Organism: Trypanosoma cruzi
Lineage: Eukaryota; Euglenozoa; Kinetoplastea; Trypanosomatida; Trypanosomatidae
Exons: 1
Coding region: 1-1029 (342 amino acids)
Source: RefSeq, a predicted model, not a curated record
AUGAGCACGGCGUCCGUCAGGGAGGAAUUGACAGGCGAAACACAGCGGCAUGCGGGGAGCGAUCUGCUGUUGCGAAAGCUUCCUCUUCUCGCCAAGGCUUAUGCGCUUGCACAGCAGCACCCAAAGGAUCCACAGGCGGAGUGCAAUUUGCUUUGCUACGGACCAGAAGUGUAUCGUAUUCUUUCAACUGCACGCCGGCGAGAUGACCGCGGCUUCUUGCGACCUCGACAAUGUCAACGUUUGGAGGCGGAAGAAGAUGACGACAUUGACGAUGAGAAGAAAAGGGAAUCAAGGAUGGAUGCCGUGGUGAUGCUACCGACACGCAUUCCGUUUCUUGGCGUAAUAGAGUCGGAGCUUUGCAAGUCAAUGGAAUCCGUACAAGAGGCCCGCAGUAGGAAGAAAGGAUCGGAAGGUGUUACUGCGGAUGCAAUAAGUGCGAACGGUGCAUCGAGGCGCAUCGGUGGCAAGAGAAGGAGGCAUGGAGCGGAGGCGGAUGCACAAAAGGGCAAUGAUGAGAGUGAUGAGGAGGAAAAUGAGGAUACGGGAGUGAAGGAGGGGGAUGGUGGCACACGAAGUAGGAUGGAGUAUGAUGUGGGCGGUGAGGAAUGUGUCUUGCUGCGUGCCAUUCGUGAGCCGCUAGCGGCGUGGUGUGCGGGGGAUAAAAAAAAUCAAGCUGGUGCGACGGGCGCCAGCAACACCAGAAACGGCCACAAGAACAGUGGUUUCAGCGAGGGAGUUGGGGGUGGCCGGAUGCCGUGGGAACAGAUGCUGGAGAGCAUCAUGAGCCGCUACGGCGCCGCGGAUGUGGAACAGGAUGGCGAGGCUGUUCAGUCAUAUCUUCGCCGAGUGUCAUGGAUUGAGCAGCAGAAAAAACUGCAGCUGGGGCUCGGCGCGGCUACAGGGACGCGUCAUCACAGCGAACAGCCGUGGAUGAGCAUGACAGAUGCGAUGCGAGUGCAGAAGGAGAUGCAGCGCAUGCGUCUUCAACGAAAGCGGUUUCACCGUCCGCAUAAAUCAACAGAGGGGUGA